This is a messenger RNA of Cuscuta campestris, 770 nucleotides long. The record is from the annotation of a GenBank genome assembly. NCBI's taxonomy places the organism in Eukaryota, Viridiplantae, Streptophyta, Magnoliopsida, Solanales, Convolvulaceae.
AUUUAUUGACUUGUUCAUCACAAAAGAAAAAAUGCUAAUGGUCAAUCGUCAUCAUCAUCCCCCUCUCGGAACAGGAAAAUCCUCUCUCUAAAACAGUAAAACCUCCUCCUCCUCCUUCUGAGAGAGAUAUAGAGAGAGAGAGAGAGAGGAAAGGCAACAACGACGAAAGAUAGAGAAACAGAACGAAGAAGGAGGAAUGUGUCCGCUCCGAAUCAUUCUCAUCUUCCUCUCUGCAACACUCGCCGGAUUCUUCGUGCUUCGCAACAUCAAGUCGCAGCCUGAUGCCGCCGAAGACAACGCCGUCGAUGACGACUCUCCGGUCAAAUCUCCAUCCGGAUCAUCCUCCCCGUGUCCCGCCCCUAUUAGCUUCAAGGCUUGCUUUGUGAUCAGGGAAGGAUUUUGGACUUUUCUGGACAUGGCGAGCGGCAAAUAUCUCUGGAGGCAUUUGGUUUCUUCUGCAAUUCCAAAGCGCAUCGACUGAUCCUUGGUAAUGAAUUGUAAGAGAUUUAGCCUUCCAGUAUGAAUAUCUGUUGUAAUUUUCUCUUUUACAUGGAUCCUGCUUUGUUUCUGAGAGUUGAUUCGCAGGAUUAUUGUAUGUGUACAAGUUAUAUGUGUAGAAUUGUGGAGUUACUUGGUCUGGAAACUUGAAGAUCCUUCUGUUCUAAUGGGAGAUUAUACUUCUUAAAUGAAUAAACCAUUCCUGUAUUAGUGCACUUGAAUUUUACCUGGCUUUUUACAUCAGCACCUAUGAAUGAAAAUAACCUAUGCAG